UUCAGGGCUGCACUUUUAAACACAAUGAACUUCUUCAUAACAGCAAGAAAGCACCGCUCACCAACCACAAUAAUUCCACACAAUUCAUCAGCCCAAGUACAACUAACAACGUGCAUUGUGGUAGUUCGGGUCAACUUUUAUUUCGCAUAAUGCCUGUAGUAUUACAUGGACCCAAGUCAAGUAUUGCUACAUUUGCGCUUAUAGAUGACGGUUCAUCCUUGACCUUGAUAGAUCAAGAGCUGGCAAAAGAACUAGAUGUCAAAGGGUCGGCUUCUCCGCUGUGUUUACGCUGGACAGGUGGAAAAACACGCUAUGAACGAGAGUCUGAGACUAUUAACAUCGCAAUUGCCGGGACCAACGAUAAAAAAAGUCCGCUCGAAGGGGUGCGAACGGUAAAAGAACUUCUCCUGCCAGUGCAAUCCUUGGAUUACAAUGAACUAUCCGCGCGCUACCCUCACCUUCAAGGACUGCCAAUUGGAUCGUACCGUAACGCAAAACCCAGGAUUCUAAUAGGAGUACAACAUGCACGUGUCGGAGCAGUACAAAAAUGCAGAGAAGGUGGAGUGGAUGAACCAAUUGCCAUUAAAACCCGCUUAGGUUGGACGAUAUACGGAGGUAGCUCCGUCGCAGUCGAAAAUUCCUCAAUCUCUCCUAGAUUCAACCUCCACGUUUGUACUUGCAACACAAGGGAUGACGGUUUACAUGCGAUGAUGAAAGAGUAUUUUUCAUUUGAUAGCAUGGGAAUAUCACAGCCGACCAAAAUAAUACUCUCAAGUGAAAUAAAACGUUCCGAAAUGUUACUAAACACAGGAACACAUUUACGCGGAGAUCGUUACGAGACCGUAUUGCUCUGGAAAUCUAACGAUAUUCGGCUGCCAGAGAGCAAAUCCAUGGCGUACCGCAGAUUCCGAUGCCUAGAGAAACGUAUGGCAAACGAUAGAAGUCUUGCGGAAACGUUGAACAUGACAAUCAGAAACUAUGUGACGCAAGGAUAUAUCCGCAAACUGUCAUCAGAAGAACUGGCCGCGGAUCAUCGAAGGAUUUGGUACUUACCAAUCUUUCCGGUGACAAACCCAAAUAAGCCUGGAAAAGUCCGCAUUGUAUGGGACGCAGCUGCAGUUUCCCGUGGCAUCUCCCUAAAUUCCGCGCUACUCAAAGGCCCUGAUCAAUUGGCAUCUCUUGUUUCCGUGCUUCUACAAUUCCGGGAAAAUCGCGUCGCCGUGUCUGGUGAUAUUCGCGAAAUGUAUCACCAGAUACUGAUCAAUGAAGAAGACCAGCAUUGCCAGCGAUUCUUCUGGAAUGAUGGAACCAGCCCGGAACCCAACGUAUUUGUAAUGAACGUCAUGACAUUUGGGGCCUGCUGCUCACCCAGCUGUGCACAGUUCGUGAAGAAUGUAAAUGCACAGCGGUUCGUCGAUACACUUCCUGACGCGGUAGACGUGAUCGUCCGUAAGCACUACGUCGAUGAUAUGUUAGCAAGUGUAGAAACGGAAGAUGAAGCAAUACAAUUGGCGAAAUCAGUACGACUCAUUCAUCAGAGCGGAGGUUUCGAGAUCCGCAACUGGCGAAGUAAUGCUGAAGGUGUUCUAGUAGCUCUAAAUGAGCGUGCAGACGGUGGACCUUUAUCCGACAAAGAUCUGAAUUUGGGAGAGGUGGAUGUAGAAAAAGUUCUCGGUCUAUGGUGGUGCACUCGUACGGACACCUUCAGAUUCAAGUUUACAUGGACGCGAUACGACAAGGCCUUGCUAACGGGUCAACGAUGCCCAACCAAACGCGAGGUUCUGCGAACACUGAUGGUUGUGUUUGAUCCUCUAGGAUUCGUGGCACACUUCCUCAUAUAUCUUAAAGUGCUACUACAAGAAAUCUGGCGUUCUGGUACCCAUUGGGACGAAGCUAUCAGAAGUGACCUGUUCGCCAAAUGGCGCACCUGGCUUAAGCUUCUUCCUGAGGUCGAAACGGUUAGGAUACCGAGAUGUUACCGGCUUACUACAUCUACAAACAGGAAUACUGACGUUCAGCUCCACAUAUUUGUAGACGCAAGCGAAACUGGGUUCGGAGCCGUUGCAUACUUGCGGUUCCAGGAAGGUCAAAUAAUCGAGUGUUCUUUGCUAGGAGCUAAAACAAGAGUUGCCCCGCUAAAGUAUGUCUCGAUACCAAGACUGGAGUUACAAGCCGCCGUCCUGGGAUGCCGGAUGGCAAAAUUAUAUGCCGAGGCAUUGUCCGUCCCGAUACGGAAACGAUUUUUUUGGACUGACUCCCACGAUGUAAUGUGUUGGCUCCAAUCGGAUCAUCGUCGCUACAGUCAGUUCGUGGCUUGCAGAGUUAGUGAAAUAUUGGAGACAACUGAGAUACACGAAUGGCGAUGGAUUUCGACGCGUGACAAUGUAGCCGAUGAGGCAACAAAAUGGCAUCGUCUGCCAGAAUUCAGCCCAGAAAGUCGAUGGUACCGAGGCCCUGCAUUCCUGUGGUCCCCGGAAAAUGAAUGGCCAGUUCAACGUUUUGCACCAGCUGCAACGAACGAAGAGCUUCGUGCUCAUUUACUUCUUCAUGAAACUGUGUCGCCUCUAGUGAACUUCGCAGAUUUCUCCAACUGGAAACGUUUGCUAAGAGUAGUUGCUCAUGUUGUGCGGUUCCCCAUGAAUAUUCGCUUGAAGAUCUCUCAGAACAUGAUUUGUGGAGGACCACUUUCCCAAACGGAGCUCGUACAAGCAGAAGCAGCAAUCUACCGUCAAGUUCAAAAGGAAUCCUUCCCGGAAGAAAUCGCCGUUUUACAGUCGUCAACGUCAUGCCUCCAGAAAAUCCAAAAGACAAGCGAACUGUACGGCUUGAACCCUAUGCUCGAUGUACAUGGUGUCCUAAGAAUGCGCGGAAGAACCGGCGGCUGUACAGCAGCAUGUUUUGAUGCUAUAAACCCAAUAAUUCUACCCAGGCGUCACCCUGUGACUGAUUUGAUCGUCGCCUACCACCAUGAAAUAUUUCAUCAUCGAAACCACGAGACCGUGGUGAAUGAGAUAUUUCAAAAAUAUCGCAUCGCUCGUCUUCGCGUGGUCUACAACACAGUGCGAAGAAACUGUCAACGCUGUAAGGUGGAAAGAGCGCUACCAGUACCUCCAGCAAUGGGCGAUCUACCUCCUGCACGUCUGGCGGCUUACUCAAGACCGUUUACAUUUGUUGGAGUAGAUUUUUUCGGUCCCCUGAUAGUAACCAUAGGCCGAAGAAGUGAAAAACGGUGGGGCUUACUUGUGACUUGCCUUACUGUACGAGCGAUCCACCUGGAGGUCACCCAUUCCAUGAACACAAGCUCAUGCAUCUUAGCACUACGAAAUUUCAUGGCCAGAAGAGGAGUUCCUAGGGAAAUCUUUAGCGAUCACGGCACCAACUUUCAAGGAGCAAGCCGUGAGAUGCGCGAAGCCCUGCGAGCGGUUGAUAUGGAAAAAAUGAUGCAAGAGUUCGAGAGCACUGAAACAACGUGGAAGUUUAUCCCACCUGCCAGUCCGCAUAUGGGUGGCAGCUGGGAAAGGUUGAUACAGACCGUAAAAAGGAACCUUAAUGCUAUAAAUCCACCAAAUAGGAUAAAUGAUGAGGAACUAUUAAAUAUUUUCAUCGAAAUUGAAAACAUCGUCAAUUCGAGGCCGUUGACCCACGUGGCACUGGAAGACGAUAAUAGCGCAGCGUUAACACCGAAUCACUUCCUACUGGGCUCGUCGUCAGGGUUAAAACCGGUUGCCUCUCUCGACGAAAGUUGCAGGACAUUGCGACAUGGAUGGAAAACCUCUCAGGCGAUCACUAAUAGUUUCUGGAAAAAAAUGGGUGACGGACUACCUACCCACUAUAACCCGUCGGACGAAAUGGUUCUUCAACACCAAACCGAUAGAAAAAGGUGACAUCGUCGUGAUCGUUGACCCCAAACACCCACGGAAUUGCUGGCCGAAGGGACGGGUUAUCGCUACCGCGCGCAGCAAAGACGGACAAGUUCGUUGGGCUACAGUCCAAACUGGAACCGGUAUCUAUGAGCGACCGGCUGUCAAGUUAGCGGUUUUAGACAUCAGGCGCGGAGAUAGUAAGCCAUAACCAUCAGGCACGGCGUACUCGGGGGGGAGUGUGAGCGAUCAAGUUCGCGCGCGCCCUUUGCGAAACAAGAUCUCAACAUGACACCUGCCAACAUGACACCAACAUGACAGUCUAACGAAUUGUCACUGAAAGGCCUAAAGUUUAGUGCGAGAUAGUUAACCACAUUUAAUUGUUUGAUCCUAAUCAUCUUAGUCUAUACCUAAUUCUACGUUUAUCCAAGAUUACAACUUACAACUAGGGACAGGUGUUGUUAACCUAAAAGUGAAAACCACUGAACUCAAUUUUGCUGAAGGAAGCUAGCUAUACUAGCAAUAUUAGCCGCCCGUUGAGGUAUGAGAUAAUGAAUUCAAUCAUAUUAAUGUACAUGCAACUAUAGAUAUCAUUAUAUCUAGAAAGCAGCCAGAUUAUCCUUUCAACGACCAGCGCUACUGCUCGUCCACUUAAAAGGCAUUAAAUGUAAGUCGCCAUCUUGUUUCAUUGAAUUAUGAUUAACAUGAUAUAUUCGGCAGGAUUUUUAUAACUCGCCGACACACCGUAUACCAAUAAACGAGUUUAUAAAACCAGAACCGUCUUUAGUGGAAUAGUAGC
Messenger RNA from Topomyia yanbarensis, 4659 nucleotides. RefSeq lists its product as uncharacterized. Gene Ontology annotation, molecular function: nucleic acid binding. The record is from RefSeq and is a predicted model, not a curated record. NCBI's taxonomy places the organism in Eukaryota, Metazoa, Arthropoda, Insecta, Diptera, Culicidae. The transcript is spliced from 2 exons. Gene Ontology annotation, biological process: DNA integration. The coding region runs from base 150 to 3884 and encodes 1244 amino acids.